AUGGUGCUGGCGAGAAUGAUGUUCUUAACCAGUGUCUGGGGUAAGUGCGCCCCUGCUGAAUUGGUCGAAAAUGAUAUAGUGCGCGUAUAUAAUAUUGAAACCGAUGUGACUGUCGAUUAUUUGGAAGCGCAUUUAUUGAAAUAUUGUAGAAACUACGAGAUAAUUGCUGUUAUCCCACCCUCACCCUGGUCCGAACCAUCACUAUCAUGCUACAAACUAAUUAUAGGCGGUAGCGCUAGUGAUUUCAUUAGACAUCAUAAACACCUACCAGAAAUGCCAAAUUCCUUCCUAAUUGAGGGAAAGUCAUAUGAUAUUGAAUACCAUUUCCCCCAAUCAUUUAUGCACCAUGACUACUAUAAUCAAUAUGACACUAAACAAAAUAAUAGGCCUCCAGGCUGGCGCAAUAAUGUGCCUCUUGUUGACAUGCCACAAUGCUUGAAGCAGAAAUAUUGUAUCAAUGUCACAAACAAACCUCCGCAAUGGGAUUCGGUGGAACUUAAAAAUACAAUUGAAGCUCAUUUUGUAAACAAGGGAAUUUGGAUACAUAUAUACACAGUACAAUCUAGCUCUUCCUAUCCCAGUUCUGCAGUUAUUGUUUGUACCACACUCAGAACCAAGGCUUUGCUACUGGAUUACAAUCCACUCUUCAUAGACCCUAGAGUUUCCCUUGAGUUGAAAUCAUUUUGA
Molecule: messenger RNA, 687 nt
Organism: Babesia microti strain RI
Lineage: Eukaryota; Apicomplexa; Aconoidasida; Piroplasmida; Babesiidae
Exons: 1
Coding region: 1-687 (228 amino acids)
Source: RefSeq, a predicted model, not a curated record